UUUUAAUGGUUGAUAUAAUAUUAUUGAAUUUUCUUCAAAAGUCUAAAUGCAUCAGGAUUAAAAAUUGUCUCUAAUCGAUAUUCGCGACUUUAAAAUCUUUGUUUUUUAUAAAGUAGUCGACGAUUGUUACAGUGUAAACUAGACCUUAAUAAUCGAGAAUAUUUUCACGUUGCAUAUCUAUAUACUUGAAGUCAUAGGGUUUUACAGGGAAACGGAGUGGUAUUUAAUUUGACGAUUACAACAAUAAACAAUCAUCGUACAAGUGGAUAUGAAGUUUAAGCGGAUUCGGUGUAACGGUGCUUGCGGGCGUAAAAUGUAUAUCGCUUAGUACUAUGUCCUAUUGUUUUUUUGCAGACUAUGUAAGCCAUUGUCGUACCUCGAUAUUGCACAUACACUUGCUCCUGGACAUACACCCUCGACUAUUGAAAGAUUUAGAUUUUUCGUUACAAUAAUGAAAGCGGGGAUACGAUAGGAAUUUGUAACGCAAUUAGGAGAAUUAUUUUCAAGACCGCUCGAAAUAUUUAUGAGAAACCAUCGGUUAUUUGUUUAGAAAAAUUUCAAAAUGGUCUUAAGUCGAAAUGACAAGAGAAAAAGGAAAGAAGGAGACCUUGUGGAUCUCAUGGAUCCACUAUCAGGAUCACCCAAUAGAACAAAGGUUCAUGCGCAAAGAAAGUUUGCACAAGGAGCAGCAACAGUCUUUAAUCCUGCACAUACUCCCAUCAAAGAAAAAGAGAAGGUGAAGCCUGCUACGAUUACAGAAUUGAUCACACAUAAACGCCCAAACACUGAAGACUUCCUUACAUUUCUUUGCUUUCGAGGCACACGAAUAUUACCGCCAAGUCUCAAUUUCUUCAACGUUGGACCUAAGAAAGGUUCUUCAGAUCCAGACCCAGAACAGGCAUCAACAGAUAAUAGUCCAUCAUCAUCAACGAUGUCAACACCAUCAAUAGAAGUGCCAAAGGUGACAACGUGUCAGAAAUCUCCAGGUAAAAUAAAGAGCAGCAUAACUGAAAAGAAAAAGGUACCUAACAGAAUACAAAAAAAUAUUAACAAAUACAAGACAACAUCAUCCACAGUUCAAGCAUUGAAGAAAAAGUAUCAGGAACAACGUCUUGCCAAACAAAGGAUUAAGAAUAAAUUCAAAGCCUCGUGCGUCAUGAGAACGCGCUCGGCGACUGAGCAGGCAAUUUUAAAAUCUACCAGCAAACUAACACCAAGUAAAUUCCUUCCUAAGGUUGAGACAAAAAGACACGGUUUACGAAGUAGCGCACUUGCAGAUAAAACAAAACGCGCAAAUCUAACAAAAGUUAAACCAGUACCGUCGAAACCAAAAAAAAGAAGUAUUACAAAGGAUAAGAGUAGUGGUUCUUCAGAUACCGAAUCGUCGUCGGAAGAAGAUGUGCCUCUCGUAAAACCAACGCUGCCAAAGCGCCCGUUAAAAUCCACAGUUCCCAAAAAGAUCUGCACCAGGAGCAAAUCGGAAAUGCGAAGAAUAACGAGAUCGCACAGUGAAACUAUUUCUGCACAAAUUAUAUCCAGGCGACCAUCUAGAAAAACAAAAGAAGCUGCUGCCGUUUACAUGGAGAUCCUUGGAAGAAAGUUAAUUAGUCCUGACUUAGAGAAUGAUGAUAAUCUAUCAGUGGACAGUUUUCCCGAAUUACCAAACGCUCGUAGAAUCGCCCAAACGGAAAAUGAGAUCAGAGCGAAAGUAAAGCAAACGACAAAGCUGAGUACUAAUAAAGAAAGUAAAAACGAAACUUGUACUAACAAUCCCAAACGUGCUGAUAAAAGUAAACCAGAAAAAGUUGUAACGAAGAGCAAAAGGCUGAUGAGAGUACAAAAGUAUUGCGAAUUAGAUAGCGAGGAAGAAUCAGAAAGUUCCGUUGAAUCUAAUCAAACACGACCUAUCACCAGACGAAGUGUUAGUAAAUUAGGAAAACCAAUUUCCAGGAGCCUAAGGUCUUCCUCACGGAAUGCUACGACGAAACCUGAGCCUCAAAAUAAUACAAAGAGCAAUACAAGCAAAGACAAAGCCCUGGUAAAGCGUAAGCGAGAACAAAAUACUGCCAAAGUGCCACCUCCAAAAAAUAAUUCAACUAAGCAAAAGAUGCAAAAGAGUAAAGCUGAUAGUAUAGAAUCAGAUGAAGAAACAUUAGGAAUGCUAUUAGAUAAACUGAAAAGAAAGAAAGAAUCUAAGGAAAUGGAUACACAAACUCCUCGUACAGAUCGGAAGAAGACAGAAGAGAAAAAUGAAAAUGUACCUCCGUCGGAAGUACUGAACAACAAGCUUGACCCUUCUAAGAUAUCGGACGAUGAGGAGUCUUUCAGAGGAUUUUCGAAAAAGGCAAUUUCAAAAGUUCUUAAUUCCUGCCAUACUCACGUCAGUGCCAAUCUCCUUGCAUCUGAAGAAGCUGAUGGGAAAAUGGAUGUGCUUAAAACACAAGACACGCCCCAAACCAGCAAUUCGGAUUCAAAGGAAAAGAAAUAUACGAUUAUAGAAAAUGAUAGUUUAACACCUGUAAUAACAAUACCAAGUUAUCCCUUUGUUAAACCUGUACAAGAACUAACUAUUAAUUUGGAUCACGAAACAGUGACCAAUUUACAAAUACCAAUUGUGACAAAGUUAGAUAGAAAGUGUAAUCAUGAUUCAAAUGAUACUACGAUUAACAUCAUUGAUAUGCCAUUACCAACAUCUUUGGCACGUAAAGAGCGUGUUAACAUGUCAACAGAACAAAUUGAAAAAUGGCUCAAUGAAAGUUCAAUGGCUAAAGAAGAAAGUAAAGUUGAAAUGGAAACAGUGUCGAAUUUUAAAUAUGACAUUGGUGAAAAAGUCAAGGCAGACAUUACGCAUUUAUCAAUUCCCACUAGAAUUCAGCAUUUAGUACGUCCUGUUAAUGUGACACUUUCAAAGCUAGCUGAGAAAGCAAACUCAAAGGAUCGUAUAGCAUUACAAAGUAGAAUUAUACCAACGCUUAUAACAGCUACUCAAUCUAUUCCUUUCAAACUACAAAACAUACCAACUAACAGGAAUAAAAUUAAUGCUGACAUUAAGGAGAUUAUUAAAGGACGUAAUAUGAAAACGAGUAAAGAUUCUUCUUUAGGAGAUGACAGUGACGCUGUGUCGAAGUCUGAUCAGAAUUCAGUGGACGGUUCACCCGAGAAAAAAUCAUCUCCAGAGAAGAAAUCAAUUUUUCAAUUACGCAAACCCUUUCUACCGAAGGUCAAGGAGCGCAAGGGUAUAACCCCAAAUGCUAAUGCAUUUUCCCCAGAGAACGAAAGUAGUGUUUAUGCUUUUGAGAGUGAUACAGAAACUCCCAUAAGUACGCCAUUCCGGCGAAAACUGAAGGAAGGUAAUAAGGCAAACUCUGUUUGCUCAACUACGGAGGAUGAGUUGAUGAAAGCUGUGGAGGAAGUAGUGAAACCCCACGAGGAAUUAUUAAAAAAUGAGGACGAAGCGUCAAGAGCUAAUGAUAUAAUAGUUAAAACUGAGAAGGAGUCACCAGUUAUUAAAAAUCCUGUUGCUUCAACUACAAUAAGUGUUAAUAAGUUUCAACUGCCAAAGAACUUUGCUAGCUUAGCUAAUGUUCAAGUUUUGCCAUUAGAUAAACUUACAACAAGUUGGAGCAAUGUUAACUGUAGUGCUUCUAUAGCAGUCCAGGUUAACCUUGAUGAACAGUCCCAGGAUCCACAACUGGUAGUGAGUGAGGAGAAUGGUCAACAAAAGAGCACUGAGAUAUCCACUCAGACAGAAUGUAAUAAUGACAAUGAUGAUGAUAAUGAUGGACAAUUAUUCUACAUUCCAUUACAAGCAGUAACAAGGAAUGGACCAAAUUUAGUCCAAGGUCAACAAUUGAUACAAGGAGUUGCUGUUAAAUUGGGAACCGAAGGCCCAACUGGACCUAAUCAAAGAGUACUAUUACGUGCUAAAUUGGUUACCAAACCACCUGUAUCUGUUGUACGGUGUCCUCCAGUUGGUACGGUACAACCUACAACUCGUGUACCACCAACUUCUUCAGCACAGACAACUGUGGAACAACCGAUUGCUUCAACGUCUGUUAUAUCCACACCGUCAACUUCUGCUUUUCAACAACCUCCAUCUAUAGUGCAAAUUUCAACUAGACAGACUACUUCUAAUCUACAAAGUUCUAGUAGACAGGCAACUACUGUAACAGCAACGGCAACAACAACAACGACAACUACAGUAACAUCUUUUGAGUCGAAAGUUACGAAAUCCCCAAAAAUAACCAGAGAAAGAAAAGCUUCUGUUGAUUCGGUGAAAAAUGGAAAAAGGUCACAGUCGAAAACCAAGCAUAAAAUCUCAGAAUUCUGCUCACCUACUAACGACACUACAUUUCCAAUUGCGCUAGAGUCAAGUAAAGAAGCUCGACUUGUGGAAGCUCCAACUUUUCAUCCAACUGAAAAAGAUUUUCAAGAUCCGCUGGAAUACAUUGAUAAGAUAAGACCGAUCGCUGAAAAAUUCGGUAUUUGCCGUGUGGUACCUCCGCCUAAUUUCAAACCGGAAUGCAAGGUAUCCGAUGACAUGCGAUUUACAGCGUACAAUCAAUACGUGCAUCGUAUGCUUCACAGAUGGGGACCUAAUGUAAAAGAAAUGAUGGCUAUAAAGAAAUAUCUGGCUACACAAAGCAUAACUUUAACUCAUCCACCAUGGAUCGGUGGCAUGGAAGUAGAUCUACCACAUUUAUAUCAGACAGUACAAAGUUUAGGUGGACUAAAGGAAGUCAUUGAGAAGAAAAAAUGGCAGAAAGUGGCUGACGGUAUGAAAAUACCAAAAUCUGCACAAGAUCGCGUAACUAAAUUGGAUGAUAUCUAUUGUAAAUACUUAUUGCCCUAUGACACAUUAUCACCGGAGGAAAGAGAAAAAUUAUUUGAUGAAGUGGAAACAGAAUGGACGAAACACGAAAGCAAAGCAUUAAUGAGACAAGAUGCUCAGUCCAAUGAUAACGAUGAGGAGGAAGAGGAGGACAGCUCUGACGAAAUCGAAGAAUGCAUCGUGAAAGGUAGAAACAUGCCGCUCAACGCUUUUUACCGAAUUGCACGCAACACGCAACGUAUGUGGUUCGGUGAGAAUCAGCGCUCCGGAAGUGAAGCAGAGGGUGCUUCGGCAGAUGAAGUGGAAAACGCAUUUUGGAAACACGUUGCCGAAAGGAAGCGUCACGUCUGCGUCCACGCGGCCAGCAUAGACUCCAGUGGUCGUGGCUUUGGAUUCUCUGUUGCUAAGAACAGCCCCUUUGCCAGGCACCCUUGGAAUCUUAAAGUGCUUACUAACAAUGCUGGGUCGGUGCUCAGAGCUUUGGGACCACUAAUGGGUGUAACUGUACCAACGCUCCACGUUGGGAUGCUGUUCAGUGCCUGCUGUUGGUAUCGAGAUCCACAUGGCUUACCUUGGAUAGAAUAUUUGCAUACAGGCGCUAAAAAAAUUUGGUAUGGGAUACCUGACGAGCACAAUAAUAACUUUAGGGAAGCACUCUCGAAGAUGGUACCUAGGUACUGCAAGAAUAAAACUAUUUGGUUGCCAUCUGAUACUGCCAUGGUACCACCAGAAACGUUAGUCAAGAAUGGCGUACCUCUGUGUCAGACAGUACAGGAACCUGGUCAAUUUAUAAUUGUAUUUCCUAAAGCAUUUACUUCGAGCAUUUGUACUGGUUAUGUGGUCUCAGAGAGUGUGUAUUUCGCGCAGUCUUCCUGGCUGGAAACUGCCGAACAAGUGUUCAAGGACAUACAAGAUAGUUGUGAACCAACAAUAUUCUCCUUCGAAAGACUACUGUUCAGUAUUAUCAAUGAUUCUAGAUCUCAUAUCGAUGUACUUAAACAGAUUUUACCAAGCGUCAUAAAAAUUCGUGAUCGAGAAAUAGACUAUCGUAAGCAAUUAGAGUACUUGGGUCUGACCAAUACUGAGAAACUACCACUGCCUGAUAGUGGAAAACGAAAAAAGGGAAAAAAGGUGAAUGACGACGAUGGUGACUUUGAAUGUGAAACUUGUCGGACCAACUUGUUUGUUUCUUUGGUGAACAAUUCGCAAGAUGACAGUGUAUACUGUCUCCCGCAUGCACUUCACUUGCUUAUCAGAAAGAAACAAGUUCUCAAGCAUUGCACACUUAUGUACACCUACAGUGAGCACGAACUGGACGACCUGAUUCACAAACUUGAAGACAGGAUCGAAGCCAAAUCUAAGAAGACUAAUCAAAUCAGACAAGCUAAAUAAAAAAAUACAUUAUUUAUUGAAUAUAUUUAGAUUAUAAUUAUUUAUUAAUUUGAAUCGUAUAGCGUCGAGUACAGCGCUAUAGCUGCAGAACAUAUACAAUCAUAUUAUUUAUUAACAUUUAUCGUAAUCACCGAAUAUUUCAAGCAUCACGUACCAGAAACAGAAUUUGAUUAGUUUAAUUAUUUAUAAAGUGGAGUCUUACCUGUUUCUCUCUUAGAGAAUAGUUUUAUUUCAGCUGUGCUUUGGUAAAGAGAAAGAAAGUAUAGAUUCUUGAAGCAAUCAUUAAACAAGUCAUUGAUUUCGUAUUUAUACACUGCAAUCUCCGUCAUUAAGAGAUUAUAAAGUUCUCUGCCUUUCCGAAAACAUUGCAAACACCCAAGGAGAGAGCAUCCUCUACCUGUAGAUACGAUGCGCGCACUGAUAUACGCAACUCUUUUGAACGGGCAAACGUAUUACGCUUUAUAAUCUCUUUUAUCUUAUCCUGAAGCCCCGUCUAAUUUUAGUUGAGUAGAGGAUCGUUUAGUUAAGAAAUUCCUUGAAACACAACGAGAACUACGGAGACUGCACUGAAAUAAAUUAAAUUUUUAUAUUGCAAUAAUAAUAUGAAUCAUUCCAUUAUGUUUCAUAUUAAACAUCAUCACUUUUGUACAAGUCCCUUCUCAGACCUAGUUGAUAUUACAACUUAUUUAAUAUUGUAUACCACUGUUAAAAUCUCUGAUUUCUAACCAGAUUUUAGUAUACUAUUAUCACAAAAUGAAAAUGAUGUGAAGGCAAUAUAGAAUAUAGUAAAUGUAUAUUAUUUGCAUAAAUUAGGGUAUUUCAUUAUCCGACGCUACUUUAAGAGAUAAAAAAUCGUGGCUUUCGCUAUCUAGUUACAAGUGCCAAAUUGUACUGUAUUCAACGUUUUUUUUUUUUACAAUUGGAAAUAUACAACUCCUAAAGACUUCGAUGAUAUUUUUAACAAUUAUCACAAUCAUAACGUGUUCCGCAGUUGGCUUCAGUAUAAUGUAAUUCGUUCAACAAUAGGUCUUUAUAAAAGCAAAACAAAAAUAUGCAUAUUUUUAACACCUGCUACAGUUUUAAUUGUAAUCUUCAAAAAUAGCUCUCAGUAUGAACGUUCCGUUUUGAAUACCAUCACGUUAUAGCAAAUAUAUCUUCAUAACUGUUUGGAAUAAAUAUAAUCCUCUCAUUA
Messenger RNA from Cephus cinctus (wheat stem sawfly), 7415 nucleotides. RefSeq names its product protein Jumonji (gene Jarid2). The coding region runs from base 563 to 6223 and encodes 1886 amino acids. Gene Ontology annotation, molecular function: DNA binding; histone demethylase activity. Gene Ontology annotation, cellular component: nucleus. NCBI's taxonomy places the organism in Eukaryota, Metazoa, Arthropoda, Insecta, Hymenoptera, Cephidae. The transcript has 13 exons. Gene Ontology annotation, biological process: chromatin remodeling. The record is from RefSeq and is a predicted model, not a curated record.